Molecule: messenger RNA, 496 nt
Organism: Cannabis sativa
Lineage: Eukaryota; Viridiplantae; Streptophyta; Magnoliopsida; Rosales; Cannabaceae
Product: 14-3-3-like protein G-BOX factor 14 kappa
Exons: 3
Coding region: 1-435 (144 amino acids)
Biological process (GO): signal transduction
Cellular component (GO): cytoplasm
Source: RefSeq, a predicted model, not a curated record
AUGACUUUUCUAGAAAAUAGAGAGACAGAUGUUCAUCUUUCUCCCUAUCGUCCCUCUUCAUCUUUCUCCCUCUUCGAUUGUCCCUCUUCUUCUUCUCGUUUUGGGCCGCAACUAUUCAUCUCUCCUCCAGCGAACGAUGACGUAGCUCCACAGAUUUCUGAUGUCUGCGCUAGUAUCCUCAAGCUCAUGGACUUCAACCUAAUUCCCUCUGCCUCUUCCACUGAGUCGAAUGUCUUCUAUUUGAAGAUGAAGGGCGAUUAUCACCGUUACUUGCCUGAGUUCAAGGAUAUAGCAGUUGCCGAUCUUGCAUCUACACAUCCAAUUAGGUUGGGGCUAGCGCUCAAUUUCUCAGUGUUUUACUAUGAGAUUCUCAAUAAAUUUGAUAAAGCUUGCACCUUGGCCAACACAGGUACUUUCUUUCAACUCAAAUCAUAAUUUCACAUGUUUUCUUCGUUAGGCCACUGCGUAGAAUGUUAUGUGAUUAUUAAUAUAAUAU